This is a messenger RNA of Sporothrix brasiliensis 5110, 624 nucleotides long. RefSeq lists its product as uncharacterized. Gene Ontology annotation, biological process: transmembrane transport. The transcript is spliced from 2 exons. The record is from RefSeq and is a predicted model, not a curated record. Bases 1 to 624 code for a protein of 207 amino acids. Gene Ontology annotation, molecular function: transmembrane transporter activity. Gene Ontology annotation, cellular component: membrane. NCBI's taxonomy places the organism in Eukaryota, Fungi, Ascomycota, Sordariomycetes, Ophiostomatales, Ophiostomataceae.
AUGUCCAGCAACAUUGGCCACGAUGCCAACGCCCUGUGGAAGCACUACGACGAGUCUGUUGACGAAAGCUUCCUCAUUGCACACCAGCAAAUGCACGUAUCCAUCCUGUCGAUUGGCAGUUUUGCCGGCCGUCUUCUCAGUGGCGUCGGCUCCGACUUUUUGGUGAAGAAGAUGCACGCCAGCCGGGUCUGGUGUCUCGUCAUCGCGGCCACGAUCUUUGUCGCCGCGCAGCUCUUCGCCAUCAACAUUACCAACCCGCAUUUCCUCGGCCUUGUCUCGAGUCUGUCCGGUCUCGGCUACGGCUUCUUGUUCGGCGUCUUUCCAUCCAUUGUCGCCGAGGCCUUUGGCAUCCACGGCCUCUCCCAGAACUGGGGCUUCAUGACCCUGUCGCCCGUUGUUUCUGGCAACAUCUUCAACCUGUUCUACGGCCUCGUGUUUGACGCCCACUCGGUUGUCGAGCCGUCGGGCGAGCGGUCCUGCGACGACGGCCUCGCCUGCUACCGUGCAGCGUACUUUGUGACGCUGGCGGCCUGCGGGCUCGGCCUCGCGGUGACGCUGUUUGUGAUUCGUCACCAGCAGAAGCAGCGCGAGAAGGAGGCCGGCAAGCGCAGUCUCGAAGACUAA